Erinaceus europaeus (western European hedgehog) is the source of this 1525-nucleotide messenger RNA. It is a transcript of the gene TOR4A, whose product is annotated as torsin family 4 member A. Gene Ontology annotation, molecular function: ATP binding; ATP hydrolysis activity. Lineage: Eukaryota; Metazoa; Chordata; Mammalia; Eulipotyphla; Erinaceidae. Bases 216 to 1445 code for a protein of 409 amino acids. Gene Ontology annotation, cellular component: endoplasmic reticulum lumen; nuclear envelope. The record is from RefSeq and is a predicted model, not a curated record. The transcript has a single exon.
CUGAGAGAUUUGCAUUGGAGCCCCGCUGGGAGUCACUUCCUGGUCAGAAAGGCUAGCGAAACCGGAACCUGGCCCUGGCAGUGGGGCAGCUCGGCUGCACUGGGCCCUAGGAGCCCCCAGAGAAAGGGUCUCCGUCCUCUGGACGGGAGUUUGGAGACCUUCCCCUCCGCCCCGGGCAGGGAGCGCGACCUGUAUGUCGAGUGCCGCCCCGCGCCAUGGAGCUCGGCCAGCCCAGCGCGGAGGUCGCGGCCUCAGCCCCCCGCGCGCGGGGCCCGAGUGUGAUCGCGCCGGUGCGCGCUGUGGUCCGCCUGCGCCGCCGCGUGUGCCUCCUACGCAAGCGGCGCCCCCAGCCGCCCGGCGUGGGCUCGGAGCCCGGGCUCGGCGCGCCACGCGCCGAUCUGGACCAGCCGCAGUUCUUCACCUUCGACGGCCCGGUGGAGUUACCCUCCCGGAUGCCGCGCAAGAGGCGUCGGCGCAGCCGCCUGGUGCUCUACCCCGAGACCUCGCGCAAGUGCCGGCCGCGCGCUGAGCGCCAGAGCCGCGCGCAGCGCUGCCUCCUGCUGCUCGUGGCCAUCGUGGGCUUCCAGGUGCUCAACGCCAUCGAGAACCUGGAUGACAAUGCCCUGCGCUACGACCUCGACGGGCUGGAAAAGGCGCUGCAGAGGGCGGUGUUCGGCCAGCCCGCGGCGGUGGGGCGCAUCGUGGAGCUGCUGCGGGACUACCUGGCCACGCACGUGCACAGCCGCCCGCUGCUCCUGGCGCUACACGGGCCGAGCGGCGUGGGCAAGAGCCACGUGGGCCGCCUGCUGGCGCGCCACUUCCGCGCGGUGCUGGAGGACGGCGCCCUGGUGCUGCAGUACCACGCGCGCCACCACUGCCCCGAGCCGCGCGCCGCGCGCGCCUGCCGCGAGGAGCUGGGGCGGCGCGUGGCCGAGGUGGUGGCGCGCGCCGAGGCCGAGGAGAAGACGCCCCUCGUGGUGCUGGACGAGGUGGAGCUCCUGCCGCCCGCGCUGCUGGACGAGCUGCACGGCCUCCUGCAGCCGCAGCGGCCCCACCUCUUCCACAACGCCAUCUACGUGCUGCUGAGCGGCACUGGCGGCGCCGAGGUGACGCGCUUCGUGCUGCAGAACGCGACCCGGGCGUUGCCCCCCGCCCGCCCCGGCGCCCGCCAGCCGCCCGCCGAUGAGCAGCUGCGCGCCGGCCUGCAGGCGCUCCUGGCCCGCCAGCACCCGCUGUGGCAGUCCGCGGCCGUCGUGCCUUUCUUGCUGCUGGACAAGCGCGACGUGGUCAGUUGCUUUCGCGAAGAGCUGGCCGGCGAGGGCUUCUUCCCGGAGCAGGCCCGCGCCGAGCUCCUGGCCGCGCAGCUCAGCUACUUCAGGGUGGCGGGCCGCGAGUUCGCCGUCACCGGCUGCAAGCAGGUGGUGGCCAAGGUGAACCUGUUGUAGCAGAGGCGGCCGGACAGGAGGUACCGCGUGGAUUUCCCCUGGGCCUUGGAGGCCCCUAAUAAAUUAGUGUGUGCUGGCGG